AUCCUCCCACAACCUCAAUCCUCCCAUCACCACUUACGACCCCCUUUCCUCCUCCCUCCACCAACCGUCAAAAUGGGUUUCGCCGAAGGUGAUGCUAAGAAGGGUGCCAACCUCUUCAAGACCCGCUGCGCUCAGUGCCACACCCUGAAGGCCGACGAGGGCAACAAGGUCGGCCCUAAGCUUCACGGCCUGUUCGGCCGCAAGUCCGGCCAGGUCGAGGGCUACUCCUACACCGACGCCAACAAGCAGAAGGGUGUUAACUGGGACGAGAACUCUCUGUUCGACUACCUCGAGAACCCCAAGAAGUACAUCCCCGGCACCAAGAUGGCCUUCGGUGGUCUCAAGAAGCCCAAGGACCGCAACGACCUGAUCACCUUCCUCCGUGAUGAGACGAAAUAGACGACUGCAUCAUCGCACCCCUGAUACCAUAACGCCUAGAAAAAGAAGCACCAUGUCCCAUCAUCCCUCCUCAUACACCACUUGUUCUCCUCUCCAUCUCCAUGUAUUAUCAUCAGGCAUAGACACGCAUCACCACACCACCGCUGGAUAGCGGCGGCGCAGCACGCUGCGUUGUUUGUAUAAUACGCAUCAGUUUUUUUCUUCUCUCUCCGUCUCCCGUGCUUGUCAGAAUGUAGACCGUUGUAGACAACAACAUCAAAGUGCCUCUCUGAGCUCAAUACCCAGUCCAUGAAGACCAAUUGCUAGC
This is a messenger RNA of Aplosporella prunicola CBS 121167, 706 nucleotides long. RefSeq lists its product as uncharacterized. The transcript has 4 exons. Gene Ontology annotation, molecular function: electron transfer activity; heme binding. Gene Ontology annotation, biological process: mitochondrial electron transport, cytochrome c to oxygen; mitochondrial electron transport, ubiquinol to cytochrome c. Gene Ontology annotation, cellular component: mitochondrial intermembrane space. Bases 73 to 399 code for a protein of 108 amino acids. The record is from RefSeq and is a predicted model, not a curated record. NCBI's taxonomy places the organism in Eukaryota, Fungi, Ascomycota, Dothideomycetes, Botryosphaeriales, Aplosporellaceae.